GGAGAGGUCUGCUGUCUACAGUGGCCAUCUGUCUGCCAGGUGGACAGUCGAGCACUCACUUUGCUGUAAAUGGAGACAAGGCUCGAGUUGGAUGUUUUGAUAUACCCAGAUGAAGUAAGGAUCGCUACUCCGGAGGAUCUCAGGGACUGGGAGCUGGAAACUGCGAGCCAGGUGUCCAUACCCACCGUCCGGCUCUUUGUUGCACUUUACCCGUACAACCCGGCUGCCAUGUCUCCAAACCACGAGACAGCUGCAGAAGAGCUGCCCUUUGUGCCAGGCCAGAUCAUCAAGGUUACUGGAGACAAAGACGCAGAUGGGUUUUAUCAUGGUGAGUCUGGCGGGCUUUCUGGCUAUGUGCCGAGUAAUAUGGUGGCUGAGAUCCCAGUGGAUGAUGAGUAUCUGAAGCAUCUACUCAUGCAGCAGGGAUUCCUCCCCGUGGACCACACAGGCAUGUCUCUAACACCAGACCUGAGCGAUGUCACCAGUAUCCCUGACAGUGGGGCUGUUAGACGAAUGGUAGCCUUAUUUGACUAUGAUCCAUGGGAAAACUCACCCAACAUGGACAGUGAAGCUGAACUCGGCUUUCGUUCGGGAGAUAUCAUAUAUGUUUUAGGUGACAUGGAUCAAGAUGGGUUUUACUAUGGAGAUCUUCACGGACAACGAGGUUUGGUUCCAUCAAACUUUCUGCAGCUGUUUCCCUGGGAUUAGAAGAAAAUGCACGCUAAGCUGUUUGCUACAAAUGCCAAGUCACAGACGCAGUGAGAAACCAGAAGUUUCUAUGUAAAAUAUGGCUAAAAGGACACUUCAUAUAUCAAAAAAUAGUUUAUUUUAUUUUUAUAUUCUACUAACUGCAUCCGUUUUAGACUGAAAGUAAGCAGCUAAUGAACCCCUCUGUCAGUAUCAAUAAGAAUGCUCAAAACUAAAAAGAGUUCAGACCUUUGUUUAAAUGUUUCUUUAUUGAAAUAACAGAUACUUACAAACCCUUUGAUGCAAAAAACCCCCCCAAAAAAACCAAAAAAAAAACCAUGAACAACAAAAAAACAGAAUAUUUACAAUAAUGCAUAUUUUGAAAAUUACAGGUAAGAUACUAAAUGUUUUGUCUGGCAAUUUUUGCUUUAGGCGCUUUCACAAAAACACAAGAACUGAAUUGCUAAAUAAAUUACCUGAUGGGAAUGGAUAAAUUAUUUUAGCCUUAAUAAUACACAAUUUACAGAUUUCUUUCUCCCCAGUGUUUUGAUAUAGCAUUUCCAUUUUUUGCCUUAUGCCCUGUGUAUAUAUUUUCUAUCACUGGCUUAUUUCAUAUAAGUUAUUUAAAAAGAAAAAAAAACAUUUUGAAUUUUGCAGCAAUUUUUUGUAAAAAUAAAGAGACUCUUGUUAUAACUGAAAAAAAGUUUUAAUCAUGUAACAAAUGUAAGAGCUGUAGUUAAACUGAAAAUAAACUGUCCUAAUUCUUA
This is a messenger RNA of Maylandia zebra (zebra mbuna), 1454 nucleotides long. Its product is annotated as RIMS-binding protein 2. NCBI's taxonomy places the organism in Eukaryota, Metazoa, Chordata, Actinopteri, Cichliformes, Cichlidae. The record is from RefSeq and is a predicted model, not a curated record. Gene Ontology annotation, molecular function: protein binding.